AUGCCCUUGAACCAGAGGGCUGUGAUUGGCAGCCCAGGCUCCCGCCCGGCCUCUAGCCCGGCCUCUAGCCCGGCCUCCAGCCCAGGCUCCAGCCCAGGCUCCAGUCCGGCCUCUAGCCCGGCCUCUAGCCCGGCCUCUAGCCCGGCCUCCAGCCCAGGCUCCAGUCCGGCCUCCAGCCCAGCCUCCAGCCCGGCCUCCAGCCCAGGCUCCAGUCCGGCCUCUAGCCCGGCCUCUAGCCCGGCCUCUAGCCCGGCCUCCAGCCCGGCCUCCAGCCCAGGCUCCAGUCCGGCCUCUAGCCCGGCCUCUAGCCCGGCCUCUAGCCCGGCCUCCAGCCCAGCCUCCAGCCCGGCCUCCAGCCCAGGCUCCAGUCCGGCCUCUAGCCCGGCCUCCAGCCCAGGCUCCAGUCCGGCCUCUAGCCCGGCCUCUAGCCCGGCCUCCAGUCCGGCCUCCAGCCCAGGCUCCAGUCCGGCCUCUAGCCCGGCCUCUAGCCCGGCCUCCAGCCCAGCCUCCAGCCCAGGCUCCAGCCCAGCCUCCAGCCCAGGCUCCAGUCCGGCCUCCAGCCCAGCCUCCAGCCCAGGCUCCAGCCCAGCCUCCAGCCCGGCCUCCAGCCCGGCCUCUAGCCCGGCCUCUAGCCCAGCCUCCAGCCCAGGCUCCAGUCCGGCCUCCAGCCCGGCCUCUAGCCCGGCCUCCAGCCCAGGCUCCAGUCCGGCCUCUAGCCCGGCCUCUAGCCCAGCCUCCAGCCCAGGCUCCAGUCCGGCCUCCAGCCCGGCCUCUAGCCCGGCCUCCAGCCCAGGCUCCAGUCCGGCCUCCAGCCCGGCCUCUAGCCCGGCCUCCAGCCCAGGCUCCAGUCCGGCCUCCAGCCCGGCCUCUAGCCCGGCCUCCAGCCCAGGCUCCAGUCCGGCCUCCAGCCCGGCCUCUAGCCCGGCCUCCAGCCCAGGCUCCAGUCCGGCCUCUAGCCCGGCCUCUAGCCCGGCCUCCAGCCCAGCCUCUAGCCCGGCCUCCAGCCCGGCCUCUAGCCCGGCCUCCAGCCCGGCCUCCAGCCCGGCCUCCAGCCCGGCCUCUAGCCCGGCCUCCAGCCCAGCCUCCAGCCCAGCCUCCAGCCCAGCCUCCAGCCCAGCCUCCAGCCCAGCCUCCAGCCCAGCCUCCAGCCCAGCCUCCAGCCCGGCUCCAUCCAUUACAACAACAUUGGUAAACACCCCUCGCCCCCACCCCCCUCCUCCCACUUCCUCCAAACCCUCAAAUGAAACGCUCCGGACAGAGGACCACAGCAGCACUUUACGCUCCUAAACCAGGUGUUUACACCAUGUCUAACAGGUGUCAAAAACUGAGGAAAUGGGCGGCCAUUACGGCUCCUGCACCUCAAAGAAGCCGGACCGCAGUUUCUCACAGGACACUGGCUAUUAGCUGCGACUGUGUGAUCCCUGAUUAGAGAGGGAGGGAGGCCAUGGAGCCUUCAGAUGUUGGGAAGGGCUCCCAGGCUGUUAGACAACGUUCUCAGUCUUCUUUUUCUUCUAAGAGGCAAAAACACAGAUGCAACUGUGACCCCCUGAGGGCAACAGGCUUGGAGAGGUGGAGCAGGGUCAUGCUCCUAGUCUGAGCAGUCAUACAGUGUAUUCAGCCUGGUUAUCAUACAGUGUAUUCAGCCUGGUUAUCAUACAGUGUAUUCAGCCUGGUUAUCAUACAGUGUAUUCAGCCUGGUUAUCAUACAGUGUAUUCAGCCUGGUUAUCAUACAGUGUAUUCAGCCUGGUUAUCAUACAGUGUAUUCAGCUCGGUUAUUAUACAGUGUAUUCAGCCUGGUUAUCAUAGUGUAUUCAGCCUGGUUAUCAUACAGUGUAUUCAGGUUAUUUACAUCAAGCUGCUUCUCCCAGACUCCACCUCCUGCUCUACCAUCAAUAACAGAAGAGAGUAGAGUGAUGGUAUAAGAUUGGUUAUAGAAAGAUCACGUAUAAGGUCGGUUGUAGGUAGAUUACAUGCUGUAUGCGGUUGGCUGUGGAUUAUAUAUAUAUAUAUUGCAUAAUGUUUGCUGUAGCUGGUUUAUAAAUUGUGUGAGAUUGUUUGUUUAUCGUGCAGUAGCAGAUAAUGGGAAAUGAUUAUUACACAGACUAGCUCAGCUUUCAGCUAGUGUGUGUGUGUGUGUGUAGGUAAACAUGUAGGCUGGUGUGUGUGUAUGUAUGUCAGUGUUGGCAUAUGGUUGUCUUGCAUAACAACAUGAUUUAAAAUAA
Molecule: messenger RNA, 2223 nt
Organism: Osmerus eperlanus (European smelt)
Lineage: Eukaryota; Metazoa; Chordata; Actinopteri; Osmeriformes; Osmeridae
Product: mucin-1-like
Exons: 4
Coding region: 1-1287 (428 amino acids)
Source: RefSeq, a predicted model, not a curated record